Penicillium bovifimosum is the source of this 1002-nucleotide messenger RNA. RefSeq lists its product as uncharacterized. Bases 1 to 1002 code for a protein of 333 amino acids. The transcript has a single exon. The record is from RefSeq and is a predicted model, not a curated record. NCBI's taxonomy places the organism in Eukaryota, Fungi, Ascomycota, Eurotiomycetes, Eurotiales, Aspergillaceae.
AUGGCCGUCUCAACCCCACCCUCCACCGACAAUAACAUCGUCCAUAUUUUAUCGCACCGCUACGGCCCCUCAACACUCACCCGAAUAGCCAUCUUUGCCUCCCUCGCCGCCCUAGCCUGGUACAACGCCAUCGAGCUAAUAGCCCUCUGCUUCAUCUCCUUCCAGCGCUACCGCGGCACCUACUUCUGGAGCCUCCUAAUCGCCUCGUCCUGCAUAAUCCCACACUGUCUCGGCUACGUCCUCCUCUUCUUCCCAAUCAACAUAACGCCCUGGCUAUGCAUCUCCCUCAUCACCGUCGCCUGGUGCGGCAUGGUAACCGGGCAAUCUGUGGUCCUCUGGUCGCGCCUGCAUCUGGUGCUUCACAACAGGCGCGUGUUGCGCGGGGUGUUGUGGAUGAUUUGCGUCGAUGCGGUGCUGUUUCAUGUACCGACUAUCGUGACCUUGUAUGGGUUUGUGGGGGAGCCGGAGAGUGCGUGGGCGCGUGGAUAUGAAGUUACGGAGAGGGUACAGCUGGUGGGGUUUUGUGUUCAGGAGUUGGUUAUUUCGGGCAUUUAUGUUUUUGAGACGGUUAGGCUUCUUAGGCUCAGACCUGAGGGACGACCAAAGGGGGUUUUGGAACAGCUUUUGGUUAUUACUGUUAUUAUUUUGGUGCUUGAUGUUGCGGUGGUCGUUAUUGAGUAUGUUGGUUACUAUGAUUUGCAGGUUAUGUUUAAACCUGUGGCUUAUAGUAUCAAGCUGAAGCUGGAAUUUGCGAUUCUGGGUAAGCUGGUUGCUAUUGUGCGGGCUCCUUAUAAUCAUUCCGCGCUGCGGUAUAACGGGCGCGAUUUUGAUGAGACUACGCCGGCGCGCGCGGAUGGGUAUCCGGCUGUGUCUUCGGACUCGUCGACGCCGACUCAACUGGUGUACACUCCACCGUGGCAGGGAGGUCAAGAGGGAACAAGCUAUUCAACGUCUACUUCAUGUGGCAUUUUGCGCGGUGCACGACAGUCUGUUUGUGUAUAG